Carassius gibelio (silver crucian carp) is the source of this 1068-nucleotide messenger RNA. Its product is annotated as peroxiredoxin-1. The record is from RefSeq and is a predicted model, not a curated record. Gene Ontology annotation, molecular function: thioredoxin peroxidase activity. The coding region runs from base 132 to 725 and encodes 197 amino acids. Gene Ontology annotation, cellular component: cytosol. NCBI's taxonomy places the organism in Eukaryota, Metazoa, Chordata, Actinopteri, Cypriniformes, Cyprinidae. The transcript is spliced from 6 exons. Gene Ontology annotation, biological process: removal of superoxide radicals; cellular response to stress; hydrogen peroxide catabolic process.
UGAAGCGCGUGGAUCCUCCCUCUCCUCUCGAGAGUUUAGCAGCAGGUCGCGCGACUCGAUCUUUCUGUGCUCGUGCAUCAACGGAAAGUGAAGUUUCCCAUCCGCGUUCAGAACAGUCCCCCGUGAACAGCAUGUCUUCUGGAAACGCUAAGAUCGGUCAGCCUGCUCCUCAGUUCAAGGCCACAGCUGUGGUGGACGGACAGUUUAAAGACGUUCAGCUCUCUGACUACAGAGGGAAGUAUGUCGUGUUGUUCUUCUAUCCACUUGAUUUCACCUUUGUGUGUCCUACCGAGAUCGUCGCGUUCAGUGAACGGGCCGCUGAGUUUCGUAAAAUCGGCUGCGAGGUCAUCGCUGCUUCCACCGACUCUCAUUUCAGCCAUCUGGCAUGGAUCAACACACCCAGGAAGCAGGGUGGCCUGGGCUCCAUGAACAUCCCACUGUUGGCUGACCUGACUCAGUCCAUCUCCCGCGAUUACGGCGUCCUGAAAGAGGAUGAAGGCAUCGCCUACAGAGGUCUGUUUGUGAUUGACGAUAAAGGCAUCUUGAGGCAGAUCACCAUCAAUGAUCUGCCGGUGGGCCGCUCUGUAGACGAGACGCUGAGACUGGUGCAGGCCUUCCAGCACACCGACAAAUAUGGAGAAGUUUGUCCUGCUGGAUGGAAACCAGGAAGUGACACUAUUGUUCCAGAUGUGCAGAAGAGCAAGGAGUUCUUCUCCAAGCAGUAACAGUCCUGCCGUGUUUCCCGGAUCAUGCUCCCAUUCAGUGGGACGCUCGAGCACUUAACCUCAGCCUGAGGGUUCUUGAGAAGCUGUCAAAGCCAACGUAACAAACUCUUUGCAGUUCAAAUGCACUCAUUAGACAGAUUUCUUUUCUUUUCAAUUGUCUGAAGAAGCUGUUGCAGUUAGCAUCUCCCAUGCACUGAAAUAUCUGUAGUUUGUUUUCAACUUUAGUUAAUCUGUAUUACAUAUUUAGUACUCUGUGAACAUUUGAUUCAGUUUGAAUUCUCAAGUUGUUUGACAUUCUGGUGAUCCUCAAUGUCUGUCAAAUAAAUGGGCUGUUAUUGUGUGA